ACGACGUCGAUGCUACCGUCGAUGCUGCGAGCCGAUCUCGCGCACGCGACGCAGUUGGACGGGAACGCGCGAACCCGCUGUGCGAGCUACGUCCAGAAGGGCAAGAGGGAGGGGGAGUCACGCGCGGAGGGUUGUUGGGUUUAUUCAAGGUUGAGCGAACCUCACGUGUCGCUUGUCAAAGGCCGGCAGACGCGAGUCACCGCGACGACUCGGGAGCGUCGAUGGAGGACCGGCGGGACUGUUGAACUCGACUCGCGACAGGUGGGAACAUGCCCGGACGCUCGCCGGCGAGGGCGUACGAGCGGCCCAUAGACUUCGCGGGCCGCAAGCUCGCCGCUACUUGAAUGCCACCGCCGCGGGAGGUGAGCUCCUCCGCGAUUAUCUCUAAAGCGUAGGCCCCCCCGUCAGAGUCAGUCAUUAUCUCCGCAAUAAGCUCGAACAUCUCUCGGAGUGCGUUCCUCUCCUCGUUACAAGAACAAAUGACCAGGGCACGGGAUGGCCGAGUCCUGGCUCUCGGUCACGGUGACCACGAUGACGAUGAUGGCCUGCGUGACGCUGACGAGAGCGACCGAUCCAUCCUCGUCGGCACCCCUCACGACGACCGUUCGUGACGAUCUUCCGCUCGACUCGAAACGGGCGGCCAUCGAGGAGGCGUUGGACGUGAUCGAGGCGGCGUCCACCGGCUCCCUCGGCGAGGUGUGCGUGAACACGGCAGGGUUCAAGUCGCUGCCGGCCGGCGUCGAGCUGGACCCGAGACGUUACGACGCAGCGCGUCAGAAGGCUGACAUGACGGCGAUGGUGCUCCAAAAUUUCGGCGCCGCCGAGGCGACGCGACGUAACGCUCUCCUGGACGCCCUGACCAAGUCGCUGCUCGUGUCGGUGAACGAUGCGGUGGAAGCGAGGGUGAUCGCGCUCAACGCAUCCACCGGCACCGUCAUCGCCGCGGUGUGGCUGAAACGCAGCCCCGGAAGCGUCGGCGAACCCACCAAGGUCGAGAACCACGCUCUUCAGCCCGGCUCGCAGCCGGACCCCAGUUUGCCGUGGUUCGAGAACGCCGGCGGUAGCACCGAGCUAAGGUCACCGAAAUUCAUGCAGUCACCGCCGAUUGAAUCCUACAGGGGUUGGUGGACCAUCCCGUACUUCUCCUGCAAGACCCGCCGCUGGCUCAUCUCGUACAGCGUCAACGUCAAGUCACCGGACGUCCGACCCGGGGUGCGAGAAUUCAUAAGUAUGGACGUCGACAUAAGCGGCUUGGAGGUGAACCAGUGCGAUGCGCCGCCGCCGCCGCUGCCGCCGCCGCUUCCGCCGCCGCCGCCGCCGCCGCCAUCGCGAGACGGCAACGACGGAGUCGAGCCUCCCGCGAGCAAUCAGAUCGCCUUCUUCAAGGGCACUCACAAGUGCCACACCGACACCACGCAAUGCGUGUAUCAGGGUCCGGACAAUCGUGUGAACGAAAAUGGCGUGGGUGCUGGUUGGUCGAAGGGCGCGUACGCGUGUAAAUGCCGGCAGGGCUUCUACAGCGUCAGCCACCAGCGGGCAGGUUUCGACGGGAUCCUCGUGGAAGCCGCGUGGAAGGAGAUGAAGGAGAACAGGAGCGACUCGUACGAGAGGGUGUUCCGGUGUUCGCGCUGUGCCCCAGGAUGCGCGAGAUGCAAAGGUCCCGAGCCCUGCUUAGCGACGUACAACUGGCCCUUCAGAAUCACGCUGUUAGCCGUCUCCAUCUUUUGCGCGUUCGGCACGAUCGUGUUGGUGGCGUACAUGUACCAGCAUCGCAAGCUGAAGGUGUUCAAGGUCGCUUCCCCGAUCUUCCUGUCUAUCACGCUUCUGGGCUGCGCCUUGAUGUAUCUCGAGAUGGCCGCGAUAUUUCCGGUUCUCGACAUGUACUCGUGCAUCGCCACCAAGUGGACGAGGCAUAUGGGCUUUUGCGUCUCGUACACGGCGCUGCUGAUGAAGACCUGGCGGGUUUCGCUCACGUAUCGGGUGAAAAGCGCGCACAAGGUUAAGCUGACGGACAAGCAGCUGCUACAGUGGAUGGUGCCGAUUCUGCUGGUAAUGCUGAUCUAUCUCGGCACAUGGACCUUGAGCGCGCCGCCUUACGCGGAGGUGAUCGCUGAUAAUCACGAUCUCAAGUUCUACCAGUGUUCUUACAACUGGUGGGAUCACAGCUUGGCUAUCGGUGAAAUUCUCUUUCUCGCCUGGGGCAUAAAGGUAUGUUACAACGUGCGAAACGCGGAGAGUCUAUUUAACGAAGCCCGUUUGAUAAGUUACGCCAUUUACAAUAUAGCCGCGGUGAACAUAACCAUGAUAGCCAUUCAUCUCCUCAUAUUUCCCCACGCCGGGCCGGAUAUCAAGUACCUGCUGGGCUUUCUGCGGACUCAAUUCUCCACGUCCGUCACAAUCCUCCUCGUGUUCGGUCCUAAGGUGAUCAGAGUGUUACGAGGCCAAGGAGAUCAAUGGGACAGUCGAGCGAGAGCGCGCGGCGUCACGGCGAGCUUUUCUCUCAACGGGAUCGGUUUGGUACCGGAGGAGACGACGGACUUGUACCAAGAAAACGAAGAGCUUAAGGAGGAGAUCCAGAAGUUGGCGGCGCGCAUCGAGUUCAUGAAGAUCGUGCACAUGGAGAUGCACAACAGGCACAUCAAGCCGAAGAUGGGCGGUUACUUCAGCACUCACGGCCACGGCCACGGGCAUCCGUCGACCGGCCAGAGCCCGAUCGCCAAGAGUUCCACGGCCAGUUUUAUCCUCAAACAGACGGCCGUGGAGCGAGGUGCGACGGCAGCCGCGGCCGCGGCCGUCGAGGACUCGACCUUUCCGUCCGGCAGUCUGCACCGAGCGCGCAGGAUGGAGAUGUUGAAGGAGCGAAAAGCGGAGCGUGAGAGGGAGCGGAACAAGGAGAAGGAGCAGAAGGAGAAGUCGCAGCAGGAGAAGCAGCAAGAGAGGCGGUCGAGCGGCGAGAAGGUCUGACUAGUGAUCAAUAGCGAGGAGAUAUGGUUGUGACAAAGACAGUGCGCCGACAGAAGCCAAAAGACGGAAAGGACGACGGGGCAGACGAUAACAGUGACAACGAGGAGGAGGAAGAGAAGGAGGAGGAGGCAGAAGGGAGAGCUGAAGAAAUUCAGGCUGCAUCCUAUGAUGGACAGGAGACUGCCCGUGUUCGUGUGAUGACGACCGUCGUCAAAUCAAAACCACCGCGUUCCACUGUCUUUGCGCCAUUGUGAUAGAGAUUCGUAAUUAUUAGUCGUACGUCAUCAGUCAAAUUGAAAUCAAACUCUUCGAGGAGAGAUAACUCGCCGGAAAGGGAAAGGCUACGCCGACGACGACGACGACGGUGGCGUCGCGUUCCUAUUUAUUUCGUAACGACGACGGCAUCGCUUCCGGGAACACAGCAAACAAAUUCACUUCAGUGACAUUGUUUCUCCGAUGUAAAGAAUGCACUCGAGCGCGCAACGGACGUCGUUGGCUAAUUACGAAACGAAUUGUUUCUCCAAGCCAGGUGCUUCGCUGAAAGAUCAGACGCGGGAGAGACGCGAGAAAAUGAAAAAUAAAUCGAGCUGUCACAAAUGCACAAAGAAUGCACAGACGAGAGUCCGCGAAUCAUCGUCGUCGUCGUCGUCGUCGUCGUCGUCGUCGUCCUCGUCGUCGCUUCGACGACGAUUAUUUUUGCUCACCCGGCGAAACGAGCGACGUCGCUUUUUCCGCCGCGAGCAUUCGAUAGAAAUGUAAGAGACACGCGAGAAUUUCAGUUGCCCUUAUCGAAAUUAUUUUUACGUCUGUUCACGACGGCGCACGCGAACGCGCGUGCGCGCGCUUUUGCCAAACAGCACACUAUCCCACGAGAGAUACCACACACACACACUCACACACACACACACACAUACACACACAAAUACAAACACGCGUUCAAUAUUAAGGGAAAAACAGCGGACGGAGGGUUGCCCUUCUUAAAUGUUGUUACACAAGCGUCGUGUCACGCUCUUGGAUUUAUAAUAGCACCGACUUGCAGGCGAUCUUAUCACGCCGAAGUGAGAGACAUCCUCAUCUUCCGCAGGAUACUUAAAUACACAUCAAUUUCAAUGUAAAUGUUAAUUUAAGCGAUUAAUAGGAUACGAGUAAAGUAGACAGAGACAGAGAGAGAGAGAGAGAGAGAGAGAGAGAGAGAGACGCGAGUACUUUUUCCAAUUUGAAUCUCGGACAUCCGCGACAGGCUUGACCACGACAAAAAAUAUACCAGAAAAUAAAUGUUGUUAUCGAGCUUAUAAGGAAAUUGCAUUUUCAUGUGUACGUUGAGUUUCGUUGCGUCGAGUUUUUCAACGAGUCACCGUCGACGCGAGGACGUGUGUCUCGUCGUUCCCUCGCUCGUUUCGUUCGUCUUCUUCUUUCGCGUUCGUCGUCCUCGUAUUCUUAGUUACAAGUGUACCGUGUGCUCGUGCUCGUUCGUAGAGUCGCAUUUAAAAAAUUGCGAACCGACCGAGCGACAAACUCUACUCGUGGCAGGUUGUAAUAAGUGUUUACAUGUGACAAUAAAGUUACGCAACGGGCUGGUCGAAAGUGCCGCGGCAUCACACGCGGGUCGGCACGCGCCCGCCCGUAAAGAGAAAAAAAAAAAAGACAAACAAAAUAUAAAGAGAGAAUAAUCAAAAACAGAAGCGUAGCGUUGUUUGAGAGGGAAAGGAAAGUGGAAUGGAAGGGGGAGAACGAGGAAAAUAGCGUGUGAAGCGAUUUCAAGAGCGGGUUCAAUGAGAAAACCUUCGCCUUGUUGGUUUACACUUUUUUAAGAGCUUACGUUUUUCUCACGGUAGACACUGUUAUCGUAGUCGAGAUCGUACAGAGUCGCGCGUUAACAACGACCGCGGCCGCGGCCGGGUAUUGCUGUUCGUGUCUAAGAUAUUUAUCGUACGUAAUAUUAUUGUUGAGUACGCGCAUAAUGCGGCACCGGGAAGCUAGUGACAAGUAUGCGCGCGUUACCAGUACAAUGUAGAUAUUAUCCGACGACGAUGCAGGUUCGUCGAGUUGGAUCGAUCAUUGCGAGAUUUCACGUAAAUGCACGGAGUAUCGGUCCGCUCUUGAUUCUCCCUCACGGCGACAGGCGCUUUAGUAUCCUCUUUCUCAAGGAAGAAAAAGAGAAAGAAAAACGCGCAACCAUCGUUCCACAUUUUACCCUGAUAUUUUAUCGCUGAUUUUUCACUCGAUGGGGACAAUGAGUUCCGCGCGUUUCCCUCUCAAACCUCAAUUCCCACCCCUUGACAAGAAUCACGUAUUUUCGGCACAUCAGACGUGAAAAACAAGAGAUUGGUUGUAUAAACGUGACGAUGAAAGGAAAGGAGGCUAAAUCCGUUUUCAUUGAAGGAAACAGAGAUUGUAAUGAUUACACAAAGUAAAUUCGCUUCUGAGUCAAAAUUUCUGUUCCCUUCGAGCGAAAUUACGUACUUUGCCUUGUUCAACGCGUUGCGUUAAAAUCCAAUCCAAUCAAUCCUCUUUUCCCCUUGUGAAAGAGAGAUCGAUUUUUCCCUUCUUCUCAUCCGUUUCAUCCGACCCGACAUUGGGAACGAGCGAAAACUCGUCGACGAAACUCGCUUGACCGUCGAUGUUGAGUCAGCGCGGUGAGGAUAACGCGACGGAGAAUCGGACGGAGGACCGUCGAAGGCCCGAUGAGACGGAAACAAAGAGUCAAUUUCAAGGAUCGCCACGAAUCGAAGUCGUCGCGCGGAGACCUGUGACGUGUCGCGACACGGACUGUGUGCGUGUGUGUGCGUGCGUGUGUGUGUGUGUGUGUGUGUGUGUGUGUGAAUCGGUAAAUCCCCCUUUCGGAGCGCGACUCGCGCAGAUUAACGUUAGUGUAUUCGUUAUCGCUCGACAGCAUCAGCGUAAUAAUAAUCGAUUGAAAUUUCCAUUCUGUUGGCCGAUCACUAAGCGUUAAAUAAACGCGACGAGGACGUGACGAGAGUGCGGAGUGCGGAGUGAACAUCUCGUCGCGCGUCACGACACAUUCGAUGUUAAAAAGUCGUAAAAGGCGCUUUAGCUUUCGCCCACGCGCGUUCGGUAGCGCUCACGAUGUAGCCCGUAAGAGACGAACACGCUUUCGGUGUUGCGUAUAUAUUGUACGUGUGAAGACAAACCGCUUCGUUCUACGAGGAAGAGACAGGCGGAGUUGAGCAAAGAGAGAGCGAGAUUUACCCCGCAAAUUGUCCGCAUGUUCGCGGAGUCGCGCUGAAGAAAGUCAGCAAACGUUGCGAGUUCGAUCCAGGUAGAUCCUACAUCCGCGAACGGCGUUAUUUUUUUUGACACGACUGGGCAAAGAAGGAGGGGGGGGGGAGAGGCGGGAUGGAUGAUCGCUUUCCGUCGACGAGUACGAAGAAUUUAAUAACGCGCUCUCUACCCCCGUUCCUGGCCCCGCCGGACAAAAUCGAGAACACAAUGUGGAACCGAGUACGUAUUUGUAAAGAUAUACUGUAUGUCAGUGAAUACAAUAAUCUUGGAGACGUU
Messenger RNA from Harpegnathos saltator (Jerdon's jumping ant), 6483 nucleotides. Its product is annotated as probable G-protein coupled receptor CG31760. The transcript is spliced from 17 exons. Gene Ontology annotation, cellular component: membrane. Bases 496 to 2964 code for a protein of 822 amino acids. Gene Ontology annotation, molecular function: G protein-coupled receptor activity. Lineage: Eukaryota; Metazoa; Arthropoda; Insecta; Hymenoptera; Formicidae. The record is from RefSeq and is a predicted model, not a curated record. Gene Ontology annotation, biological process: G protein-coupled receptor signaling pathway.